Scatophagus argus is the source of this 4806-nucleotide messenger RNA. It is a transcript of the gene kitb, whose product is annotated as KIT proto-oncogene, receptor tyrosine kinase b. The coding region runs from base 141 to 3011 and encodes 956 amino acids. Gene Ontology annotation, biological process: positive regulation of receptor signaling pathway via JAK-STAT; positive regulation of cell migration; B cell differentiation. Gene Ontology annotation, molecular function: ATP binding; transmembrane receptor protein tyrosine kinase activity; cytokine binding. The transcript has 21 exons. NCBI's taxonomy places the organism in Eukaryota, Metazoa, Chordata, Actinopteri, Scatophagidae. Gene Ontology annotation, cellular component: signaling receptor complex. The record is from RefSeq and is a predicted model, not a curated record.
AUUGCGGUGUAGCGGACCUGCUCUGUGUUACUGCUGUGGAUGGGAUCUGGUGUACAAAUAUAUGUAUUUUAAGCUCAUGAUGGUUAUUCCUGCACCUGAGACGCAUGGAGUAGAGUACAAAGCUUAAAAACCUCCUAACCAUGAAAUGCCACGAGGUUGUUUUUGCUUGCCAUUUGAUUUUGCUUCCACUAACAGUGCUGUGCGAGCCAGUCAUCUCCCCCAGCGGGCCUCACGUAGUGGUCCUCAGGAGGGGAAAGCUGGAGCUGCGCUGCCAUGACAAUGCCACGACGUCUGGUGCCCCGUCCACGCUGAGGUGGCAGCGGGAGAGGGCACGUAGGCUGGAGGGAGAGGUGGAGGAGGGCGGGGUGGUUUAUAUCAAGGUGUCGGCGGCGCAAGCCUACCACAUGGGUCGCUACGUGUGUGUCGACAACAGCACGCUGAAACACAGCUCCAUCUAUGUGUACGUGAAAGACCCCCAGAAUGCCUUCCAGCGGACCAUGGUGAACGUCAUCCUAGUGCGUGCAGGUGAGAACGGCACCAUCCCAUGUCUGGUGACCGACCCCGAUGUCACCUCCCUGGCUUUAGAGACCUGCGAUGGGCGACCUUUGCCCUCCGGUGUCAGUUACCGCAGCAGCGUCCAGCGAGGCGUCAUCAUCAGCGAUGUGAGAAAGGAGUAUGAGGGCUGCUACGUGUGUGUGGGACAGCUUGGUGGAGCCAAAGUGAUGUCCAGCCAGUACACCGUGGAUGUGCGGCUUGUGCCAGAGUUGCCCCCAGUGGUGACGCUGUCGCAGAAAGACACUGUUAUCCUGAGGGAAGGAGAGCAGUUCGAGGUUACCUGCAGCUCCACCAACGUUAACCCAGACUUCAGUCUCAAGUGGAAUUUUCCUUCAACAGCGCACCCUGAUGAGUCCCACACCUCACACAUCCUGCCCAGUUCCCGUGGUUACCUUCGUGCCACCUCGCUCAUGAUCCCAGCGGUCAGCCGAUCAGACUCUGGCUCUUACCGCUGCUACGCCCUCAACGAGAGAGGCACCAGUGCCAUGGCGCUGCAGCUGGAUGUUCAUGAGAAGGGGUUCAUUACCAUGUUAGGUAGCCCGGGUCCAGUCGAGGCUUAUGUUAAAGAAGGAGAGAGUCUGAGCCUCAAAGUAGAAUUUGAUGCUUAUCCUGCACCCAGCUCUCUGUCCUGGUCUUACAAUGGCAAACAGCUCCUGAACACCACCGAGCAUGUUAUCACAGUCCACCGCCGCAAGUACAGUUACUCCAGUGAGCUCAGACUAGUGAGGGUCCUCGGCUCGGAGGGCGGGAUCUAUAAGUUCUCAGCCAGUCACGAGGAUGCAUCUGUGGAUUAUUUGUUCCACGUGUACGUGAACAGUAAGCCAGUUAUCAUUGCCCAGGAAGGACCUGUUGAUGGUCAGGUGCGGUGCAUUGCUGCUGGCUACCCAGUGCCUAAAAUCAGCUGGUACUUCUGUAAGCUGCCCCACACGAGGUGUUCACACCUCCCCAAUGCCACCCAGUGGGAGACACCUGAGGUCGCCAUGGUGACAGAGUCCGCCUUCGGUAGGAGCGAGGUGGAGAGCCGAUUGAACGUGAGCAACAAGGAGCACGCUCACUAUCACACUCUGGAGUGUGUGGCGAGCACGGAAGGGGAAGAGGCCUACACACUGUUCUCCAUCAGUGAACGCGUCGUCCCCCAUAAACUCUUCACUCCUCUCCUAACUGGUAUGGUGGCCACCGGCGUGUUUCUCAGCAUCAUUCUAGUGGUGCUGCUCUAUAAAUACAUGCAGAAACCUAAGUUCCAAAUCCAGUGGAAGGUGAUUGAGAGUAUCAGUGGCAACAACUACAUAUAUAUUGACCCCACCCAGCUGCCGUAUGACUCCAAAUGGGAAUUUCCUCGACAGAAACUGCGCUUUGGUAAAACCCUGGGCUCUGGCGCAUUUGGAAAGGUAGUGAGGGCCACAGCAUAUGGACUCUGCUCUGCAGAUACUGUCACAACCGUCGCUGUUAAGAUGCUGAAACCUAACGCUCAUUCGACGGAGAAGGAGGCGCUGAUGUCAGAGCUGAAGGUCCUCACUUACCUUGGAAACCACGUGAACAUCGUUAACCUGCUGGGGGCCUGCACUGUCGGAGGCCCGAUUCUGGUGAUCACAGAGUACUGUUGCUAUGGCGACCUCCUCAACUUCCUAAGAAGAAAAAGAGAGUCCUUUAUAAACUCCCAAGCUGGCGAUGGUUACUAUUGCAACGUCUCAAACCAAAUAGAGUCUAGAAGCAGAGACGAGACUGGUUCAGGAUAUAUGCCAAUGCGUCCCUCUGAGAAAGAAAGGUCUUCCCAGUCAGACGACAUAGAUGAGCUGUCCCUGGAUGCCGAAGACCUGCUCAGCUUUUCCUACCAGGUGGCCAAAGGAAUGGAGUACAUUACUUCCAAGAACUGUAUCCACAGGGAUCUUGCAGCCAGAAACAUAUUGCUGACUCACGGCAGGGUGGCCAAGAUCUGUGACUUCGGGCUGGCACGAGACAUCACAACUGAUGCCAGCUACGUGCUCAGGGGCAAUGCUCGUCUGCCAGUCAAGUGGAUGUCUCCCGAGAGUAUUUUCGACUGUGUCUACACCUUUGAGAGUGACGUGUGGUCCUACGGCAUCCUGCUCUGGGAAAUCUUCUCUCUGGGUAACAGCCCAUAUCCGGGCAUGCAGGUGGGCUCAGCCUUUUAUAAGAUGAUUCAAGAGGGCCACAGGAUGAGCAGGCCUGAGUUUGCUCCCAUCGAUAUGUACGACAUGAUGUUGUCCUGUUGGAGCCAUGAUCCUCUGAAAAGGCCUUCCUUCAGGAAACUGGUAGAGAGGACUGAGCUACUGCUGUCAGAAAAUACCAAGAAUGUGUACCUGAGACUGAGCAACAAUCCGGCUCUUCCAGAGCAGCAGAGGGAGCCAUCGCGAAGGCUGAGCUCAGUCUGCAGCACGACAGCCCCCACCCAGCCUUUACUACAGAGCGCUGCUGACGUCUUCCUGGACUAUGUCUGACACACUCUCACACACACACUCACACACACGCACAUACAUGCUGCUCUGACACCAAGAGCCAUACAUACACUCUGUAAACUACUAACAAAACAGUGAAACUAACUCUGAAAACGCUGGCCUUCAUGCAUCUCUCUCUCUCUCUCUCUCUCUCACACACACACACACACACACACAUACACACAGAUACUGUAUAUAUAUAUGGCCUUGCACUGGGCUCUCAGUAUUGGCCUCUAUCUAAUCUCCCCGCUGGUGAUCUCUGUGGUAGGUAUGUCAGGUGCACGUCUCUAUAUACUCCAGUGCUAACUGCCCAUCAGAUACAACAUCACCCAUCAGCAGCAGGAGGAGUUGGGGCUCUCAUUUAGAUUACAUCUUAAGAAAAAACAGAGACUACAAGUACUAGUAAACACCUGACUUUGGACUGUGGAAUAGAUAGGCAGAGUUGCUGCUGUGGUGAGUGGACUACAAUGGUUUUUGUCAGAUUUGUCUCCAUUUUUAUGGGAAUAUGUUGAAUAUUUGGGAGAAGUGACAGUCUGCCUACCAGCACUUUUAAGUCCAUUAAUUAACACGUUAUAUGUUUUUUUUGUUUAUUCCAUACAAAAAAAUUACAAUUUGUUGUUUUAAUGGGAAGUUUUGCUUGGAACUAUUGGCUGGGUCUGGUAGUCGGGGCUGGUUGCUUAUUGAAACUGAACUUUUGCAUAUUUUCCUUGAGAAUUAAUACAAGUUUGCACAUCUUGUCUUUUGAUGUUUUGAAUGAACAAACUUGAGUUCGAUAGCACAAUCUUUUUUCUAAUUUGCUUAAAAAAGAAAGAAUUAAGAAAGAAACUUUAGGGAAUGCCUUCACUUUACUGUUGCAGCAUUUUCUAAUUUAAAUCCCUUGAUGUGUGUCAGGACAAUACUGGACUGACUCCUGCUUAAAAACAAUACAGUUGAACUGUGUGAACCUGUCAAACUCGUAUAAAGCCACAACAUGUUGUAUUCCUGUCUGAUUGUUGCAGAGAUUACAUAAACAAUAGAAACUGCUGAGCUUUUGAGGUGCUGGUAUGCAGAUUUUGUCAUCUUUGGACAUAACCAGGUGAACCAUUUCCAGUUUCCAGUCUUUCUGCUAAGCUAAGCUAACUGGCUCCUGGCUGUAUCUGAUGCUGCUGCCAUUCUUCUUACUUUCUUCAGCAAGAAAGCAAAUAAGCCCAUUUCCCAAAAUUUGAAACUAUUACAUCAAGAAUCAAAAUUUACUGCAAGUUUCAGAUUAACAGUGAAUGGCUGCCUACCUUAAAACUGGCUCUAACAGGCCUUGAAAAAGACACCUUCUGUUAAGAGACCUGCAGUGUCUUAUACAAGCAUUACAAAUGAGCCAUAGUGAGGUGGCAUGCAAGAAGCAACCUUAAAAAAAAUAAUAAAAUAAAGCCAUAAGUUACAGAAACACUGAUUGACACCUGUGUGUUGAAGCUUUGAAUACUGUGACUUGACACACUGAUGUGUUGCUGUAUGUAUUUUAUUGUUAGCUUUAGUUAUUUUAGUCUCUUUAGCAAAGCCACUGUGGCCAGGUGUUUAGGACUGAUUGUGUGCUCUUUUUACUUGGUUUAUGUCCAACUUGUAUGCAAUGUAAAUACAAUAGAGAUGUGCCUUUUAGAUUUUUUUUUUUUUCCCAAAAUACUGAAUGCAUUUGGUUGUGAUACAGAUAUUGUUGAGAGGGGAGACAGAAGAGUGCUUCUGUAGACUUGUUUAGAGGAUCGUGCUGUUUUGAUACUGUUGGUUGACUUGUAAUAAUAAAGCAAAGUACCUGUGAUGGUAGAACCAA